Athene cunicularia (burrowing owl) is the source of this 2608-nucleotide messenger RNA. Its product is annotated as E3 ubiquitin-protein ligase RNF213-like. The coding region runs from base 16 to 2208 and encodes 730 amino acids. Lineage: Eukaryota; Metazoa; Chordata; Aves; Strigiformes; Strigidae. The record is from RefSeq and is a predicted model, not a curated record. The transcript has 16 exons. Gene Ontology annotation, molecular function: ubiquitin-protein transferase activity; ATP hydrolysis activity.
UCCUACCUUCCCACCAUGCCUGGAGACCUGCUUUUCGAUGAGAAGAACUGGAAAAUUGGGCAGAGGGAUACAAUUUAUACUUGUCAGUGUGGCUCCUGCUGGGUUGUCACCGAGUGUGGGCUUCCCAUGGAGGUGAGGAAAUGCCAGUGUGGCGCUUCCGUUGGGGGAACUGACCACAAACCUGUGGCGGGCUUCAUGAGUGAGAAUACCACCGAGGACAGAACGGAGAGGGGCUACAUCCUGGGGAGCCCUCUCUCGCGGAGGAACGAGCUGGAGAGGUGCCUGUCGCCUGCCUGCGUGGGUCUUGCGAGGACUCUGCUCCAUUCGUCCCUUCUGCUGGGGCUCUACUCUGACAAAAAGGCCGUUCUAGACCUGAUGAAAGAGCAAGUGGAGGAUGUGGAAAAGUUCUUCUGGGGCCACCUUCAGAAAGACGUGGCGUGCCUGGCGGAAGCGCUCAGCAAGAACACGGAGGAUGCCGUGCUGACUGUCCAUCUGUUUCUACAGGACCUGAGCAACAACAACCCAGCAGAUGGGGAUGUAGCCUUGAGUGUCCUGCCUGAGAAAAAGGACCGAGAAGUAUGGGAAACCUCCUUCAAAGCCCUGGCUCAGCCCUUCUUCCAGAAAUUAGAGCAGAGGCUUAAUUCUGUCAAGGAGCAGAGGAUGAACGAAGGUCCCCACGGCUCCAACCUCCUCCUGAAACUGGCGUAUAGCCAGACGCCACCUUUGGAAAACCUGCCGAGGGAGGGCUUGAUCAACCAGCCUUGCAUGUGGAAGUUUGAGCAGAAAACCACCAUCCAGUCCCUGAUGCAUUUCCUCCAGCAGGAGGAUGGAGAAGGCUCUGGAAGCUCCUACCCCAUCCUGCUGGAGCUCCUCUCCAAGCUUGAGAACAUCCAACACGUCCGAUACCUGCCCGACAUUUUCCGUCUGCAGAACGCCCUGAUCCACUUCUUCCAAAACAGCUACAAAGGGGAAAAUUACACAGUCAGGCAAUUCCUGGAUCAGCCGGAACUUUCAGACGACCAGCGUUUGACUUUCAGCAGAGCUAUCGAGACGAUCCGGAAAGUUUGGAGAAAUAUUAAGAUGAACCCAUCCAGCUCGGGCAUCCCCUUCCUGCCGAACCUUUCACCGGACAACAUCAACACCAACACCGCUGUCCUGCACCUCCUCCCCACCCAACCCUCCAUCAGCCACCUGGUGACCAGGUUCCUCAUCCAGCUGCAAAACAACUGCGUCAACACUGCCGCGGUGGUCACCAGGGAGAAGCAACGGUCCAUCUCUGCGGAAGAGGUGAAGCCCUCCUCCGUGCUGGCCGUAACCAAGAGCGAUCUGGUGACCAUGGCGCUCGCCAACUUGCAGUAUGAGGUAGACGAGAACGGCCUCAAGACGACCUACUUCGACUUCCAGAUGCUGCAGCGGCAGGUGGUUCAUCGCUUCAUCAGCGGGAAGCCCAGCAUCAAGGCUCAGACGGCUCCAUCCAUUGCCCUCAAAAACGUGAGGACCCUCCAGGCCACCAAGAUGGAAGUCAGGGAACAAGUGCCCCAGGAGCUGCUCAGUGUCAACCAGCAGAAGCGCAUCAUGGAAGAGGCCCGCUCGGUCAACGCCCUCUCCAAGGCCUUGGCCACCUUGAAGGUGGCUGCCGAGUUCCUGGCCGUGACGGGCGGUGACCCGGAUCGCCUGUUGCCCAACUAUGUCCGGCAAGACUUGAGGAUGGACGCCGGCGCCAAGCAGUUCCAGGACCUACCGGUGGUGCCCAACACCCAACUGAAGCACAUCCUGUCGCUGUGGCAGGUCCUGGCAGCUCGCAGGUCCAUGCUGUUGGUCCAGAUGAACCAGGAUCCCUUCUGCCUGGUGCCCAAGGAGUUCCAGGGGAAGCUGGAUGCAGGGCAAGCAAAGGACCUGGCCUUCGCGUUGUCCAACACCAACCUCGACCUCUUCCUCAUCGAGCUGCACGAGAUGAUCAUGGUGGCGUUGUCCAAAUUUCAGCCCGAAUACGAGCUGAAGGACGCCUUCAGCUUCUUCUUGGAAGAGAACCACUUCCCCCCCGCCACCGUGGCCACCCUGACGGACGCCCUGGACCCCAACAUUCCCGUCGGGAACAUCCUCUCCGUCUGGAGGACGGCGGCGAAGACCAGCCAGAUCACGGUGCCGGCCUACGGCCAGGAGCGGCCGGCCCAAGGCAGCCUCUCCACCGGCGGCUUGUCCCCGUGAGGAAACACCUACCCCGAAAUCCCGGCUCGGGGCGGGGCAACACGAGAUGCGCGGGGGCUCCUGGAGCUUCCGAACCCCCAGAAUUCUGCCCUGGGGGAGAAGUUUCUCCCCUGGACCCACCACUGCCCCGUGGGAGUCCCGGAGCGUCCCCGUCACCCCACCCAAGCCACAGCAAGAGCUCGGAGAGCGUCUCCGUGGACGCGUGUCCGGCGCUGCCACCCCUGUCCUCGGCCAGCUCUGCCCCCCCCGCAGACCCCAAGGGGGGGGCCGAGGAGUUGGGGGCCCCUCCAGCACCCCAACGUUGGCCGAAGGGCGCUUCUGCGUGUCCCCGCAUCCCUUGUCGGCGGCCUCUGUCCUGCCUCGCCCCUUCUCUCCCUUCCUGCACCAUUAAAUGCUCAAG